CGAACUCACACCGGAACAACGUAGAAAACGGAGCAACAGCAUGAUAAGAUAAGCACGUCGCUACAAAGUCUUGAUGCCCAUUUUAGUCAUCACGACGGUGAAGAUCGCGACGCAUAUCUCGUUCCUUUUUUCGACUUUUUGCCAGAGCAGACGAUCAGGAUCAUUUACUUCGCCGUCUACACCAUUUUUGUAUGGAGGUUCUCGAUCAUCCUAUAGGUAACUGUAAGAAACGACAAGAUCAGUCGUCUAUAGCUUCCUGCAAAUGACCAAAGCCACGUCAUUUCUUGCGCUGGAUCAGACUCAGAGUAUGCCACCUGUCACGACACAAUUUUUUCCGAUCGCCCCGAGUCGUGAUCUAUUUCGAUUACGGAACACUCUCCGUGUCUUGCAAUUGUUUGUUGAUGGAUCAUGGAAUUAGAAGAAACUAUCAAUGACGACCGGUUCGUUUCUAUGAUUCAGUGGUUUUUAUUUUGGUGGUUCUCAUUCACACACAGUCUUUGGAUCUUUUUUCCGCAGCAUAACUGUAUUUUGAGCUAGUAUGAAUAAUUGGCGGAGUUGUAUUUCGAUUUCCAUUCAUUGUAGUCAGAGCUAGGCUUCUUCUAACCGUAACUUCUUAAUUUUCAUUGGGUGUAAAAAUCCAGUUCGAACCCAAGCGACGUAGUUCUUCCAAUAUGACGGCAGCCGCGAGUGGACCUCCGGUCGGUAAUCCCGGUACGCCGGAUUAUCCUAAAGAAAAACGUCCCCACCCCAGAGUCAAGAUGGGCAAUCUGCUAGACAAAUCAGCCAGCUUUGGUUGUUGUGCAUUACAAGUUUUGCCUCGAAGUGUAAUGCUGUUUAGCUGGUCCAGCAGCAUCACAGAUCUAGCAUAUCAUGCUUGUUGGAGCAUGACAAAUUCCGAAACAUGGCUAGAAGAUGCUUCUCAUGGGGCUGCGCAUGAGAAACAUUAUCAGCAUACGGAUUAGCAUUACAACUAUGGGGUGAGGACGUUUUUACUCAGGAUACGGAUUUCGAAAAGUUUAUCAAGGACCGCUCGUACGUGGAGAACGGUGCGGAUUUUUCGCCUGCCGAUCUGGAUUGUUUGGCCAAGUUGAACGGUAAGAUCCCAGAUAUGCAGAAAUUGCCCUCCACCUACCGCUGGGCACUCCACAUCCACGCACUUCAGCGGCAGCGGCCUUUCGCCUUCAGUACCAGUACCACCUCGUCCGGAAAUAGUAAACCGCAAGGCGGAAACAAACCAGGGGCCGCGGCGCAGAUGAACAACAAAAACAAUGCCUCAUCAUCUACCGGCGGCGGUGCUAAGGGGAAGGACGAAGCAAAUAUUGAAGGCAAGUUGCCGAACGCUGUCAUGGGCAAAGUGUGCACGCGAUUCCCCCCCGAGCCCAGUGGUUACAUGCACAUCGGCCACGCUAAGGCCGCGCUGCUGAAUAACGCUUAUGCGCGCAUGUAUGAGGGAAAGCUCAUCAUCCGAUUCGACGAUACGAACCCCAGCAAGGUAAGUAGUCUACAACGUCGAGUUUGUUUUUGUUCUGGUCCGCCCGGAAUGAUCUAACUCCGCUUCAGAGUUUGAUUCUUUCAUCGCCGCGACCCACCAUGAACAUGCAUUGGUUUUCUUUUCCAUGAGAAAGGAUAAGAAAGAAGAUAGAAUAGAAAAAGAGAGUAUGCGAUGUCUGAUUUAUCUCAACACCAGGAAAAGCAAGAGUUCGAAGACACGAUCUUGGAGGAUAGCAAGAGCCUGGGCAUCGUUCCGGACUUCGUGAGUCACACCUCGGACUACUUUCCCAAGCUGCAGGAACUGAUGGAGAAGUUGCUGAAGAACGGUGACGCGUACGUAGACGACACUCCCGUCGAGAAGAUGCGCGACGAGCGUGACAACGGCGUCGAAAGCGCAUGCCGGAAGUUCAGCGUCGAGAAAAAUUUAGAGCUUUGGAAGGAAAUGCUCGCCGGGACCAAGACCGGCCUGACCUGCUGUGUCCGCGGAAAAAUGAACAUGAAGGACCCAGUCAAGUGCCUCCGCGACCCCGUCUUCUACCGCUGCAAAACCGACGUGCCCCAUCACAGGUAAGUGACACUAGUAACCCGUGCUGGGUUUUAUUUUUUUCGAUCCUUUCGAAUUCGAUUCUUGCCCUUGCGUCACAGGAGCUGCUGCCUCCACACAACGAAGAUUGUAUCUAUACGUAGCACAUAAUCAUCAAUUUCUUUAUUCACUUUCUCCAUUUUUAGAUGAGAAGAGACGACCCCCAAUUCAAGGCCAACUAAAUCGACUAUACGAUCCUAGAUUUAAGUUUGUGUAUUCAUUUUCAACGACAUAAUAAUUCUAUUGCUUUUCACUCUCCCUAGGCACGGCACGAAGUACAAGGCUUACCCAACCUACGACUUUGCGUGUCCGAUUGUGGACGCGAUAGAGGGUGUGUCGCACUCCCUGCGGACCAUCGAGUACAAGGACCGGGACCAGAUGUACUACUGGGUGCAACAGAAGGCGAACGUGGGCAAGACCAUUUUGUACGAGUUCUCCAAGACGCAGUUCACGCACACGGUGUUGUCCAAGCGGAAGCUGACUUGGUUCGUGGACAACAAGGUGGUUUCGGGGUGGGACGACCCCCGGUUCCCCACGGUGAAGGGCAUCCUCCGUCGGGGGAUGACCGUGCAGGCGCUGCAGGAGUUCAUGAAGACGCAGGGGGCCAGCAAGCGGGACGUGCUGAUGGAGUGGGACAAGAUCUGGGUGCUCAACCGCCAGAUCAUCGACCCGCAGGCGGCCCGGUACGCGGCCAUCACCGCCCCGGUGACGUUGAAGAUUUCCGGUGUGCCCGCCGAGUCCUACGUGGGCAUGACCAACCUGCACCCCAAGUGUGGCCAGGAGGGCGUGCUGUCCGGCCAGAAGCCGCUUUGGUACGGUGCCUCGGUCUUUCUAGAGGCGGCCGACGCCGCGGAGAUCGCGGAACAGGAACAGAUUACGUUAUUACACUGGGGAAAUGUCCUUGUCGAAAAGGUUACGAAGGACGCGGCUGGCAAAGUCACCCUGCUCGAAGCCAAGCUGCACUUGGAAGGUAUAUGCAAUUGAAAUGAUGGUGCUCAAGUACUAGUAGCCUUGUUGCUGUUUUUAGUAUUCGUGUAGUUCCUCACGUCUGUGAGUUAAAGUUAGUGUGGUGCCAGCGAGUGUAGUCCGUCUCGUGGCCGCUGGCGCUGCUGCUACUUCCUUCCAUCCGUAUCAAAUUCAAAUCCGAAGCAACUGACCUCGUCAUCUAUUAACAGGAAGCGUGAAGGACACAAAGAAAAAGCUGCACUGGGUCGCCGCCACGGGCCGCGAAACGGAGGUGGUUCUGCGGGAAUACGACCAUUUGAUCUCAAAAGCAAAACUGGACGAGGACGACAAAUUCGAAGAUUUUAUCAACCCACAAACCAUUUUCGACACCGUAGCAGUCGGCGAAGCCCCCUUGAAAAACGUGAGCAAGGGCGACAUUGUCCAGCUUGAGCGCAUCGGGUUCUUUAUCUGUGACUCUCCGGCCUUUCCGGAGGGACAACCCAUGGUAAUAUAGUUCUGUCAUGUUGAUUUGUUUUGAAAGGAUUUACUAGUUGUAGAUGGUAGCGUAGACGUUGACAAAGUCCACCUCAUCUGCUACUUCUUGAUUGAAGCAUGUGUUUGGUGAGGUCUUAUUGACGAUCCUGGCAUGUUGAUCGAUAUGACGAUGAUCUUCAUUCUCAGGUUCUCAUUAAAAUUCCGGACGGGAAGUCAAAGGCAAUGAGCAACAUCGCGGGCAAAGUUGAUCCAAGCAAGUUGCAGGGCGCAAAGGGCAAGGAAGCGGCCGCUGCGGCAGCCCCAGCGGCGGACCCGGCUGCAGCGCAGCCACAGGCUUCUCCGGAGGACCUCGCGAAGCUGCAGGCGGCGAAGGACCUCGUCGCAAAAUUGAAAGCAGACAAGGCCUCCGAUGAGGAAAUUCAGGCAGCGGUCGCGGAAAUGAAGCGCCUGAAAGAGGUGUGCGGAGAAAAGGAGCUUUCCAAGGCGGAGCGAAAGAAGCUGGAAAAAGCGGCAAAAGCAAAAGCGAAGGCUUAAAGAACUCAAUGGAUUGUCCUGUCUAGACGGACUGUCGUGGUCACGCGCGCGUUGAACACUUCUUGCUUCGGUGGAAUGACAUUAUCCAGAGACAGAUGAUCGCACUUGUUUCAGUGUUGCGUACGAACGAUGUCUACAAACGCUGUACAGUGCGGUUCUUUUUAUUACGUCGAGCCAACUAGUACUGUCUGGCGAUAAUUUCGCAAGUGGCAACUUUGCCCAACAAGAGGAAGAUGCUUCAUUUCGGAAGUCGAAGUUAAGUACUUAACAACGGCGUCUGGAUGCACCGUUCUUAAAGAGCGAACCUCUCCAGGUGUUGUUGCGGCUUGUCUAACAAGUUUUGACAUCAAACGCGACCAUGAAAAAAAAACAGGACGCGGUUCUGCGCACAUGAAAAUGAGUUAGGUCUC
Messenger RNA from Amoebophrya sp. A120, 4458 nucleotides. The record is from the annotation of a GenBank genome assembly. Lineage: Eukaryota; Dinophyceae; Syndiniales; Amoebophryaceae.